Messenger RNA from Ostreococcus lucimarinus CCE9901, 1086 nucleotides. RefSeq lists its product with no specific name. NCBI's taxonomy places the organism in Eukaryota, Viridiplantae, Chlorophyta, Mamiellophyceae, Mamiellales, Bathycoccaceae. The record is from RefSeq and is a predicted model, not a curated record. Gene Ontology annotation, molecular function: polyubiquitin modification-dependent protein binding; proteasome binding; damaged DNA binding. The transcript has 2 exons. Bases 1 to 1086 code for a protein of 361 amino acids. Gene Ontology annotation, cellular component: cytosol; nucleoplasm. Gene Ontology annotation, biological process: nucleotide-excision repair; proteasome-mediated ubiquitin-dependent protein catabolic process.
AUGAAGGUGCAGUUUAAGACUCUGACGAAUCAAAAGUUUGAUCUGGAGCUGGACGAAGGCGCCGACGUCGCGACGGUGAAGGCUGAGGUGCGCAAAGCGCAGGGUUACGGUGAUGAGGCGAUCGUUUUGGUGCACAAGGGGAGCGUGCUGAAGGAUGAGGCGACGAUCGCGUCGGCGGGGGUGACGGAAGAAUCGUUCGUUGUGGUAAUGGUGCAAAAGCCGAAGGCGGCGGCGAAGCCCAAGGCGGCGGCGGCGAAGCCGCCGACGCCGACGCCCGCGGCGGCGGCCCCGGAAGCGGCGGCACCGGUUGCGGCGGCGACGCCAGAGUCGAGCGCGCCGACGCCCGCGGCUGCGACCGCGGUGCCGGCGGCGGCGGGGGGCGAUUCGGGGCUCGUCUCGGGCGCCGAGUUAGAAGCCGCCGUGACGCAAAUCAUGACCAUGGGAUUCGAGCGAGAGCAAGUCAUGAAUGCUAUGCGAGCGGCGUUUAACAACCCCGAUAGAGCGGUGGAGUACCUCCUGACUGGGAUUCCCGAGACGUCGCAGGCGCCGCCGGCCGCGGCGGCGCCCGCGGCCGAUGCGCCAGACGCGUCCGCGGCUUUGGGCGGAAACGCGUUGAAUUUGUUCCCGGAGGGAAUCCCCGACAUGGCCGGCGACCGCUCUGGCGACGGCCAAAUGUUGGAUUUCCUUCGAGACAACCCGCAGUUUCAAGCGAUCCGAGCCAUGGUGCAAGGUCAACCACACAUUCUUCAGCCGAUGCUCGCCGAGUUGCAGCGACAAAAUCCGCAACUCUACCACUUGAUCAACAACAAUCAAGAGGAAUUUUUGGCUCUGCUCAAUGAGCCGCUGCCAGAAAAUAUCCGAGAUCUCAUGGCCGAGGGCUUUGGCGACGGUGUUGCUCCGGAACUGCAAGGCGACGACGACGGCGCGCAGAUCGAGCUCUCUCAAGAAGAGCGCGAAACGAUCGAUCGUCUCGCCGGAUUAGGAUUCCCAUUAGAAAUUUGCGUCGAAGCGUACCUUGCGUGCGACAAGAACGAACAACUCGCGGCAAAUUAUUUGCUCAAUCUUUCCUUGGGAGGGAUGGAGUAA